Messenger RNA from Python bivittatus (Burmese python), 1097 nucleotides. RefSeq names its product cilia and flagella associated protein 276 (gene CFAP276). The record is from RefSeq and is a predicted model, not a curated record. NCBI's taxonomy places the organism in Eukaryota, Metazoa, Chordata, Lepidosauria, Squamata, Pythonidae.
UAAGCGAGGGGGCAUAAAGCGCGCGCGUGCUGGUUUAUAUCCUUUCCAGCUGCUCGCCGCUUCUUGGGUUUCCCUUCUGCCUCCAGAAGCUUCGCUUUUCUUUCCAGCCAUUAGAGGGCGCUUUCAAUAGUGACCGGAGGGCUCCAGAAGACCCUGUCGCCUAGCAACCGCCAUCAUAUCCUAAACAAAACUGACAGGCGGCGAGAGAACCCGGGAUCCGCAUUGACCGCUUUGGCAGCUGGCAGCCCUCCUGCUGCGAAAGGCUGGAGCAUGUCACCCGCUAGGAACCCCUUUCCAUUCCCUCAUUACGAAAAUGAAAAUACCUACAAUGGCAAGAAUAGGAGUGCCCAGAAAAUCCCCUAUGGCAUGCCCACCCAUCUUUCCCAGCAACAAGACCCCUGGAAUCGGCUACAUGGAACACCAACUUUAGCAAGCAUCAGAAGAGAAGUCUGGUACUCAGAACCUGAGAUUUCUAGAGACAGUCUGGAUUUUAACCUCAGUUCUCUGUACAAUCACCAUGAAGAUCUGCUUAAAGACAAAAGUCAGGUAGUCCUCCAUAAAGAAACCAUCUUUGAUGACCAUGGCAGAAUGCUUAAGGGGUUAGAGCCUUUGAAGGAAUACACUGUGCCUUCAGUUCAGCAUUCUACUUCCAGGAGCCUUUCUGUGAGACACUGGGUUAAUCCUGUAAAAGAAUCUAUCCACAGCAUUGAGGGAGCCAUUGAAUCUCCACACACUGCAGCCACAAACAGUGGAUAUUCCCGCAAAGAGAAUGGUGGGAUCUUCUAUCAUUAAUGAUUUUUGCAGGGUCAUGUUGCAACUUUAUUCCUUGCAGCCUUAAUUGUUGCCCAUAAGCUAACUCUUUACUCACUAUGUGCUUAGUUUUCAGAUCAUCCAUUAAACCAGCCAGCUUCACUGAAUUUUAGUAAAAGCUCAACUAUGCUGUAUUUGAAAAAGCAAGUUGUUAUUGCCAGUGGACCAAGCCCCAAAUAUAUUAGGCCUAAUAAAUUCACAUAUUUGGUUAGGACUGAAGUAAUAGAUUAGAGAGCCAGUGAGUUCUAGUCCCACCUUAGGCACAAAGCCAGCUGGGUGACCUUGGA